AUGCGUCUGAAAGAUUACCGGCUGCUCAUAGCGAGAGUCAGAGACAUCACAGAACACCGAAAAAUCACAAGCAGGGGACGGAAAAAAGCAGCAGCUGGAAGCAUCAAGGGCAGGCUCUGCCCGAGAGCCGGGAGGCACAGCCGGAGGCAGACACUUCCCUUCCCCUGGGCACCGCCAGCUCCUCGGGCACGGCUGACACAAAAUCACCCCGGAGCCCGGCACGGACCCGGAGCCCGGCACGGACCCCCGGAGCCCGGCACGGACCCCCGGAGCCCGGCACGGACCCCCGGAGCCCGGCACGGACCCCCGGAGCCCGGCACGGACCCCCGGAGCCCGGCACGGACCCCCGGAGCCCGGCACGGACCCCCGGAGCCCGGCACGGACCCCCGGAGCCCGGCACGGACCCCCGGAGCCCGGCACGGACCCCGGAGCCCGGCACGGACCCCCGGAGCCCGGCACGGACCCCCGGAGCCCGGCACGGACCCCCGGAGCCCGGCACGGACCCCCGGAGCCCGGCACGGACCCCCGGAGCCCGGCACGGCCCCCGGAGCCCGGCACGGACCCCCGGAGCCCGGCACGGACCCCCGGAGCCCGGCACGGCCCCCGGAGCACGGCACGGACCCCCGGAGCCCGGCACGGACCCCCGGAGCACGGCACGGCCCCCGGAGCCCGGCACGGACCCGGAGCCCGGCACGGACCCCCGGAGCACGGCACGGACCCCCGGAGCCCGGCACGGACCCCCGGAGCCCGGCACGGACCCCCGGAGCCCGGCACGGCCCCCGGAGCCCGGCACGGCCCCCGGAGCCCGGCACGGACCCCCGGAGCCCGGCACGGACCCCCGGAGCCCGGCACGGCCCCCGGAGCCCCGAGCACACCCGAGCUCCUCACGGCGUCCCGGGGAACCGCUCCAGCCCCGAGCUCCUCAGGGCGGCUGCCCCAGCCUGGAGCAGACCCGCAGACAGCCCCUCCGAGCCGACCCUCCCACGCUGCCCCGAGGCACCGACCCUCACGGAUCCCCUCAGAGCCGACCCCCGCACGCCCCCUCAGAGCUGCCCCGGCCGCCCACGGCGAGACCCCGUAGCUGCGAGGCACGGCCAGCACGGCGCUGGGCAGCCGUAG
Messenger RNA from Passer domesticus (house sparrow), 1119 nucleotides. Its product is annotated as basic proline-rich protein-like. NCBI's taxonomy places the organism in Eukaryota, Metazoa, Chordata, Aves, Passeriformes, Passeridae. The transcript has a single exon. The record is from RefSeq and is a predicted model, not a curated record. The coding region runs from base 1 to 1119 and encodes 372 amino acids.